CUAAAUUCAUUUUCAUGUUGCAUUUUUCAUCCAAAUGAACCUGUGCUUACGUGACUUGAUGAGGGAGAGGAAAGUGAGAUGUUUUUUUACUACCUUUGGAAUGAGAGUCACAGUUGCUGCCACACAAUGAAUUUACAUUAACAUUGUCAAUAUUAUCUAAUCUUAAGGUUCUUACAAGUUUAAUUCAAUUCAAUAUAAUAUAACUUUAGUUUGUUAACUCAUUGGGUACCUAAAUUAGUAUUUCAUUACUUCUUGCCCAGUGAAUCGUGUUGCUUUGUUACCAUUUCAUCUUUGUUUUUUCCCUUUUGUUUAUACUCAACGUUUUCUAUUGAAGUAAAGAGCGAUGUCUUGUAAAGGUAAAGCUUUCAAGAAUUUAUUAACACCAUUGGAGGUUGGUGGUCAAACUUAUCAAUAUUAUGAUUUGACAAAAUUGGAUCAAGAAAAAUACCGAAAGCUUCCCUUUUCAAUUCGGAUUCUUCUUGAGUCGGCCAUACGAUCUUGUGAUGGAUUCCAGGUUAAGGAAAAAGAUGUGGACAUCAUCCUUAAUUGGGAACAUAAUCAAUCAGAAAGUAUUGAGAUUCCAUUUAAUCCAUCCAGGGUAAUCCUUCAAGAUCUAACUGGUGUACCUGCUGUUGUUGAUUUUGCUGCUAUGAGAGAUGCUUUUCAACGUCUUGGAGGUGAUCCGGAUAAAGUUAAUCCAUUGUGCCCAACCGAUUUAGUUAUUGAUCAUUCUGUGCAAGUUGAUUACUCUAGAACUAUUUUAAACAUGAUAAGGCCUGGAAUCGGGAAAAGUAAUGGCCGAAACUCACCCUCAACUCAAGAAUUCUGUGAUGAUUGUCAGAAAAAUGGUAAAUGCAUGUUGGCAGACAGCUUAAUUAAAAGUUCAGUUCCUGUUCGGGUGAACAAUGGACAUGCCAAUCAUAUUGUUAACGAUAUCGAAAAUUGGAUUCCUCAUAGUUUUGCCAAACUUCGCCAAGACUCUUGUCCCUUUCAUCGACAACAAUCCUUAGGAGCUGACUCCCUCCAUCGUAAUCAAGACAUUGAAUUUCAAAGAAAUAGAGAGCGAUUCCAGUUUCUCAAAUGGGGCUCCAAAGCUUUACGCAACAUGACCACAGUACCACCAGGAUCUGGUAUCUGUCACCAAGUUAAUCUUGAAUAUCUCGCUCGAGUUGUUUUUAAAUCUGAAGGUUUACUCUUUCCCGACUCAUUAGUCGGUGCUGAUUCUCAUACUACCAUGAUCAAUGGUCUUGGUAUAGUUGGUUGGGGAGUUGGUGGAAUCGAGGCUGAAGCUGUUAUGUUAGGUCAAUCAAUUAGCAUGGUUCUUCCUCAAGUUGUUGGUUACAAAUUAGUUGGUAAAUUACCUCCUCUUGCGACGUCAACCGAUUUAGUUUUAACCAUUACCAAGCAUCUUCGUCAAGUUGGUGUUGUUGGUAAAUUUGUUGAAUUUUUUGGUCCCGGUGUUGAUGAACUAUCGAUUGCUGAUAGAGCUACUAUUGCCAACAUGUGUCCAGAAUAUGGUGCAACCAUUGGAUUCUUCCCGGUUGAUAAUAAAGCCUUAGCUUAUUUAGAGCAAACAGGACGAGGUGAAGAGCACAUUAAGUAUAUCAGCUCGUACUUGAAAGCUGUUAAACUUUUCCGUGAUUAUCAAGACGCAUCCGAAGAUCCAAUCUUCUCAGAAGUUUAUGAGCUUAAUCUUGCCUCUAUAACUGCAUCAACAAGUGGACCUAAACGUCCUCAAGAUCGAGUUGCCGUAACUGAUAUGAAAAAUGAUUUUCUCCAAUGUUUAUCAAACAAAGCUGGUUUUAAAGGCUUUGGUAUCUCAAAUGAAGCAUUAGAUGAUAAGUCAUCUUUCGUCUUUGAUGGGCAAGAAUAUGUUUUAGGCCAUGGAUCAGUAGUUAUAUCAGCAAUAACAAGUUGCACCAAUACAUCUAAUCCAUCAGUUAUGCUAGGAGCUGGUCUUUUAGCUAAAAAGGCUGUUGAAAGAGGACUUAAUGUUGCUCCCUACAUUAAAACCAGUAUGUCACCAGGAUCUGGUGUUGUCACUUAUUACCUUAAAGAGUCAGGAGUUGCCCAGUAUUUGGAAAAAUUGGGCUUUGACAUUGUCGGUUAUGGUUGUAUGACUUGUAUCGGUAACAGUGGACCCUUGCCUGAUCCAGUGGUAGAGGCCAUUGAACGUAAAAACUUGGUUGUUGCUUCAGUCCUUUCUGGUAACCGGAAUUUUGAAGGUCGUGUUCAUCCCAACACUCGAGCUAAUUAUCUUGCUUCACCAUUGCUGGUUGUUGCUUAUGCAUUAGCCGGGACAGUUGUUAUUGACUUUGAUUCAUCACCACUUGGUAAAGAUCAAUCUGGUAAUAAUGUUUAUUUAAGGGAUAUUUGGCCCUCAAGAGAUGAAAUUCAAGAUAUUGAACAGAGAUAUGUUAUACCUGCCAUGUUUAAAGAAGUUUAUUCCAAGGUUACUCAAGGCAAUGAACGUUGGAAUAAUUUAGAAGUAUCAGAAUCAAUCUCAUAUCAAUGGGAUCCAGACUCAACGUACAUUAAAUGUCCACCAUUUUUUGAUAACAUGACCAUAGAUUUACCUCCAAUUAAACCGAUAACAAAUGCUCGAGCUUUACUUUAUCUUGGUGACUCUGUUACCACUGAUCAUAUCAGUCCAGCUGGUUCGAUUGCGAGAAACAGUCCAACAGCUAAAUAUCUUAUGGAACGCGGUGUUGAACCAAGAGACUUCAACUCGUAUGGGUCUCGUCGUGGUAAUGAUGCUGUCAUGGUUAGAGCUACUUUCGCCAAUAUUAGGCUUGUUAACAAAUUAGUUUCCAAACCAGGGCCAAAAACCAUUCACGUUCCAACUCGAGAAGAGCUUUUCGUUUUCGAUGCUGCGGAAAGAUAUAAACAAGAAGGCACUUCUUUAAUUAUUAUUGCUGGUAAAGAUUAUGGAAGUGGUUCCUCUCGAGAUUGGGCAGCUAAAGGUCCACUACUUCAAGGAAUCAGAGCUGUUAUUGCUGAAAGCUAUGAACGAAUUCACCGAAGUAAUCUCAUUGGUAUGGGUGUUAUGCCAUUACAAUUCAUGCCUGGUCAAAGUGGACCCAGUUUAGGACUCACUGGCCAUGAAGUUUUUACCAUCGAAAUGCCCGAGCCUUUAGCUACUCGACAAAAAACUAAAGUUAGGGUUCAAGGCAAUGAUCAAACUAAAGAGUUCGAUGUGCUUAUCAGAUUCGAUACAGAAGUUGAACUUCAAUACUACCUUAAUGGAGGAAUAUUGCAAUUUAUGUUGAGAAGACUAUUGAAAGAAUCUUAAAUCAAUUACUCAAGCUCAUUUACUGUGUUAAUUUAUUCCUCGGUUAUUUUAUGGAACAUUCGACUUCAAUAUCCUGAUCAAACAUAAAUAAAUAUAAACGAAGAGACGAAUAUAAACUAUAUACUUUUACUGGAGUAAAAUGUUAUCUUUCUCAAUACUUUUCUAUCAACAUUAACUUUUUGCUCAAAAUUUAUCACAAUUAAUGAUUUUAUAAAAUUUCUUUUCUUCGUUCAAUUUGAAUGCGCAAUAUGUGUAAGAAAACUUGGGAUAAAUAAAUUAAUUUAAACGAAU
Tetranychus urticae (two-spotted spider mite) is the source of this 3583-nucleotide messenger RNA. The record is from RefSeq and is a predicted model, not a curated record. Lineage: Eukaryota; Metazoa; Arthropoda; Arachnida; Trombidiformes; Tetranychidae.